GUGAAAGAAUGGACGGAUGUCCGUUAGUAUGAGUCUUUGUGUUGGCUUUAACCCUAAUUUUAUUACAACGGGAGCCUCACGAAUCUGACGAAAAUUUCUACCAAGAAAAUAUCGGAAUUGUAUCGCGAAGAUCAAAUUUCUCUCAGAAGUCUGAUAAUCCUGACUUAACAUUGACACAGCACUGUAGUUGCUGUUUCAAAACCGUGAUGGGUGCUCCUAAGCAGAAAUGGACUCAAGAAGAAGAAUCAGCUUUAAAGUCUGGGGUUAUCAAGCAUGGUCCUGGUAAAUGGCGCACAAUUCUCAAAGACCCUGAAUUUAGUGGAGUCCUGUACCUGCGUUCCAAUGUAGAUCUUAAGGACAAAUGGAGAAAUAUGAGUGUCAUGGCCAAUGGGUAUGGAUCGCGUGAAAAGUCUAGGUUAGCUGUUAAAAGGACGCUCUCUCUUCCUAAACAGGAUGAUAACUCACUUGCCAAUACCACCUCAUUGCAAAGUGAUGAAGAAAUGGGAGAUGCUAAGCAUUUUUCUACUACUGGCUCUUCUGCAUUGCAAGUUUCUGCUACUCCUACUACAAGGAGACCUAAUGUAAGGCUGGAUAGCCUUAUAAUGGAAGCGAUAGCUACAAUGAAAGAGCCUGGUGGCUCUAAUAAAACCACAAUUGCUGCCUACAUUGAGGAACAAUAUCACGCUCCGCCAGACUUCAAAAGGUUGCUAUCUACCAAGCUGAAGUUCUUGACAGGUUCUGGUAAACUUGUGAAGGUUAAACGCAAGUACAGAAUUUCGAACUCCACUCCUUUGUCUUCCCAGAGGAAAAGAAAUAUGGGGUCAUCUUCCGGAAAACAGAGCAUUCAUUCUUUGCCUUCACAAACAGACGGAGAUGAAGUGAGUGUUCAGACGAGGUCACAGAUUGAUGCAGAGCUAGCCAAAAUGAAGACUAUGAGCGUACAUGAGGCGGCAGCAGUUGCAGCACAGGCAGUUGCAGCGGCAGAAGCUGCCAUGGCUGAGGCUGAAGAAGCUGCAAGGGAAGCAGAGGCAGCAGAAGCCGAAGCAGAAGUAGCUCAAGCUUUUGCUGAAGAAGCUGCAAAGACAUUGAAAGGAAGAAAUACCUGCAAAGUGCAGAUGAUCCGUGCUUGAGGUGCUGGGGAGAGAGCAGAAGAAGAAGCACAAUGUGUUGCAUGUGAAGAGAGAUAGAGAGAGAGAGAGAGAGAGAGAGAGAGAAGCGUAGUAGUGUUUGUGUGUUGAUGAUUCUCUACUUGGGAACUCUUUUAGUUGCAAGCAGCAAUCGUAUGUGUCUAUUACUUAUUUACUUGUUUCCUCAGGCACAGUUUUAUAUCU
This is a messenger RNA of Eutrema salsugineum, 1331 nucleotides long. Its product is annotated as telomere repeat-binding factor 1. Bases 207 to 1130 code for a protein of 307 amino acids. Gene Ontology annotation, cellular component: nucleosome. Lineage: Eukaryota; Viridiplantae; Streptophyta; Magnoliopsida; Brassicales; Brassicaceae. The transcript has 7 exons. Gene Ontology annotation, biological process: nucleosome assembly. Gene Ontology annotation, molecular function: double-stranded telomeric DNA binding. The record is from RefSeq and is a predicted model, not a curated record.